GAAAAACACAGAGACCACCUCUACGAAUCAAACAUGGAGCUACGGAUUCGAAUUGCUACUCUUCUUCUUCUUCCUCUUCUCCUUCUCUUUUCAACGUCAUCUCUGUUCUUCACGGUCGAAUCUAAAUGCAGUGGAAGCUGCGACAUAGCUUUAGCCUCAUACUACCUCGAAAACGGAACAACCCUCUCCACCAUCAACGCCAACCUCAACUCUUCCGCCGCUCCUUACGAUGAAAUCAACUUCGACUCGAUCCUCAGGUACAACCCCAGCAUACCAAACAAAGACACGAUCCAGAUGGGUUCUCGUCUUCUUGUCCCUUUCCCUUGCGAGUGCCAACCCGGCGACUUCCUUGCCCACGUCUUCACAUACGCUGUCCGAUCAACAGACACUUAUGGAAAAGUGGCGACUGACCAUUACGCCAACCUCACGACGGAGGAAGUUUUGCAGAGGACCAACCCUUUUCCGGCGACUAACAUCCCUCCCGCGGCGACGCUUCGAGUGUUGGUGAACUGCUCUUGCGGUAACGAGAGUGUGUCUAAGGAUUACGGGUUGUUCGUUACGUACCCGCUUCGUCCUGAAGAUAGUCUUGACGCCAUCGCGAGUUCUUCCGGUGUGCCGGCGGAGGUUAUUCAGAGGUAUAACCCUGGUGUUAAUUUCCGGUCAGGGAAUGGGAUUGUCUUUGUUCCGGGGAAAGAUCCAAACGGUACAUUCCCACCUUUCAAAUCAAGUAAACAAGGUGGUAUUGGUGCUGGAGUUAUUGCUGGUAUAUGUGUAGGAGUGUUGGUGGCUUUGUUGUUGAUAUCCUUUGUCAUUUACUAUGCUUACCGAAAGAACAAGAAGCACGAUUCGCUUUCAUCUUCUAUCCCGUUGUCUUCCAAGGUUGAUCAGGCUAGCCUCCAAAGUGGAGACUUGGUUGGUACAGGAGUUGCUCCUGGCAUUGCUGCUAUAAGCGUGGACAAGUCUGUUGAGUUUACGUUGGAGGAGCUGGCAAAGGCUACUGAUAAUUUCAAUCUGUCUUUUAAGAUAGGGCAAGGUGGUUUUGGUGCUGUUUACUAUGCAGAGCUGAGAGGAGAAAAAGCUGCAAUCAAGAAGAUGGAUAUGGAGGCAUCAAAACAGUUCUUGGCGGAACUAAAAGUCUUAACACGUGUACAUCAUGUCAACCUGGUUCGUCUGAUUGGUUAUUGUGUAGAGGGAUCUCUUUUCUUGAUCUAUGAGUAUGUUGAGAAUGGCAACCUUGGACAACAUUUACAUGGAUCAGGACGUGAACCGUUACCGUGGACUAAGAGAGUGCAGAUUGCGCUAGAUUCAGCUAGAGGUUUAGAGUAUAUCCACGAGCACACGGUUCCAGUUUAUGUUCACAGGGACAUUAAAUCCGCCAAUAUAUUGAUAGACCAGAGAUUCCGAGCAAAGGUAGCUGAUUUCGGUUUAACAAAACUAACAGAAGUGGGAAGCUCAGCAACUCGUGGUGCAAUGGGUACAUUUGGUUACAUGGCACCUGAGAUUGUUUAUGGAGAAGUGUCUGCGAAAGUAGAUGUAUAUGCAUUUGGAGUUGUCCUUUACGAGUUGAUCUCUGCGAAAGCAGCGGUUGUGAAGUUGAACCAAGCUAGUGGUGAAUUCAGAGGCCUUGUUGGUGUGUUUGAAGAAGUAUUCAAGGAGACAGACAAAGAAGAAGCACUACGGAAGAUUAUCGACCCGAGGCUUGGUGAUAACUAUCCGUUUGAUUCAGUAUAUAAGAUGGCGGAGCUAGGGAAAGCUUGUACGCAAGAGAAUGCGCAGCUACGUCCAAGUAUGAGAUACAUUGUGGUUGCUUUAUCUACUCUGUUUUCGUCAACCGGAAACUGGGACGUCGCAAACUUCCAAAACGAUGAUAUUGUCAGCCUUAUGUCUGGUCGGUAGAGUUUGCGGUUUGCUGUUUAUAGAAAUGAUUGUUUUUGGUUUUAACUUCAAGAUUUGAUUUUGUUAAUCUUCAGUAUAUGUAUAUUUCCUUUACGAACUGUGCAUGUCACCUGUUGAUUUCUAUAUAUUCUUCUACUAGGUGAUUUUUCC
Messenger RNA from Eruca vesicaria subsp. sativa (arugula), 2046 nucleotides. NCBI's taxonomy places the organism in Eukaryota, Viridiplantae, Streptophyta, Magnoliopsida, Brassicales, Brassicaceae. The record is from the annotation of a GenBank genome assembly.